Molecule: messenger RNA, 442 nt
Organism: Eublepharis macularius
Lineage: Eukaryota; Metazoa; Chordata; Lepidosauria; Squamata; Eublepharidae
Product: 40S ribosomal protein S25-like
Exons: 1
Coding region: 1-378 (125 amino acids)
Cellular component (GO): cytosolic small ribosomal subunit
Molecular function (GO): structural constituent of ribosome
Source: RefSeq, a predicted model, not a curated record
AUGCCACCCAAGGAUGACAAGAAGAAGAAGGACGCGGGCAAGUUGGCCAAGAAGGACAAGGACCUCGUCAACAAGUCCAGCGGCAAAGCCAAGAAGAAGAAGUGGUCGAAGGGGAAGGUGAGGGACAAGCUCAACAACCUCGUUCUCUUCGACAAAGCCACGUACGACAAGCUGUGCAAGGAGGUGCCCAACUACAAGCUCAUCACGCCAGCCGUCGUCUCCGAGAGGCUCAAGAUCCGCGGCUCCCUGGCCCAAGCGGCUCUCCAGGAGCUGCUCAGCAAAGGUCUAAUCAAGUUGGUAUCCAAGCACAGAGCCCAGGUGAUCUGUACCCGCAACACCAAGGGAGGGGAUGCACCAGUUGCUGGGGAGGAUGUAUGAAAAGGGUCACAAGUGCUGGUGAAACCCUGCAUGUUCAUUAAUAAAAAUAAAAUAAUUGAAUUCU